CUCCCGGUCCCAGCCCUGGCUCCAUGCCCAAGCAGGCUGCAGAGGAGGGAGCACCCCCCGGCCCCAGCCCUGGCUCCAUGCCCAGGCAAACGGAGCAGCUAGACCCCUCCCCCUCCUCCACAGCAUGUGAGCCUGAGGAAGGUUUAUUUCCAACAGCUGCUGAUUGGAGUGACCCUCGCAUCAGAAGACUGGAUAGGCGGAGGCAACAGAAGGAAGGGAGGGGCAGGCCUUAAUGAGUGCUGAAUCAUGGAGCCACACCCCAUGGCCUAUAUAAAGGAUCUGCUUUCUGGCAGUCUCUGAGUCAGGCAAAGUCGAACUUAUCUUGCUGAAGUCACUUUCUGGUCUCCUGCCUGCUGUGAGGACUUUGCUAGGACUUUGGGCAGAGCUGCAGAGGCAAGCCUGAUUCGGAUUUCCCUGACCCGGCCGUCAGCGGAGGAGUGGGACACGACAAUAAGGUUGGCAAAUAGUCCUUCCAAGAAAUCACUGCUAAAAUGACUGCAUGACGGUGGUGGGAUUCAGCCGUUUCUCUCCACAUCGGGCGGACCGGUAGCGGCGACUGCGAGAGGCUCCGCCCACCCACCCGGAUGUAAUGCGUGAGCACUGUGCGUGUGCAGACGAGGCGCGUGCGCUCACGUUUGCGAACCGAAUGGAGACUGUUAAGUCACGAAAUAAAAAUAUAUCUACUUGGGAGACAAAUGACAGGUCUAGAAAGAGACAUCACACUGGCAAGAAAGGUCUUUAGCUCUAGUCUACACAGACUCAGGGGCCUGAGUUUCUAGGCAACUUGCUAAUCAGGAGGAAGUGAAAGAAUUUUGUACAACACACGGGAAAGACUGGACUAGAGGAAAUGUAGUUCUUUCAAUGUGGAUGCCGCAGCUUAACAUGAUAGAAUACAGUAUUAUUUCUGGCAAAUGAAAAUAAUAGGCCCUGUUGGCAUUUCUAUGCUUGGAAUUGAAAAGGAUGAAGAGAGGAGUAGCUGCUAAAAAGAAAAAGCAGAAUUUACCAGUUACUUCAAAUAAACAAACUGAUAUAGCCACAUGGAUAGAAAAUGGCAGCAAAAGUACCCAGGAACAUAAAGACCAUAAAAUACCUUCCAAUGAAGAGACAGACUGCAGCCAGGAUCCUCUUGAAGAAGCACUGGUCUUUUUGACAAAAAUUAAAGAUCGUACUUCCCUGAAGAAUGAAGCUUUGCAGAAACACUUAUUAAGUGUGGAAAAGAUUGCCCAAGCAAGAGGCUUAACUCCAGAAGAAAUUGAUGCCUUGCUGAAUAUAGCACUCAGCGGCAAGUUUGCUGAAGCGAUAAACAUUCGACUGUUGAAGAACCUGAUUCCCAUUUCAACAAUAAGAGAGGAUUCAAUUGUUUCAGCUGUUUCAUGGCUUUGUGUUGGCAAAUGUUCUCGCAAUACUCAGGUUCUUUUCUUAAAAUGGUUAAUUGCAAUGUAUGAUUUGAUUGAGCGUAAAGAAAAGGUUAAUGCACUCUAUGGGUUCUUCUUCAACUUCUUACAGGAUGAAAAAUUGUGCCCCUUCAUCUGCCAUGUGCUGUAUUUGCUGACCAGAAGAGAAAAUGUGAAACCUUUCCGUGUGCGACGACUCUUAGACUUAAGAGCCAAGAUGGGAUCAGAAGCUCCAUUGCAGGCUCUUCUCUUAAUGUAUAAAAGCUUUGCUCCAAGCAUGGUGUCUUCAAAUUUGUUCCAAAGCACAAAGAUGCGAUUUAAGAAUACAGAAAACCUGUGGAAAACUGCAGUAGGUAACAUAAAGCAACGGAUUUCUGGCAUUUCACCUACAUCGCAACCAGUUUUAACAUUUCAGCCGCCAAAGAAAAAAUGGAAUUCCAAAUUGACGAUACCUGCGUGUAACAGCAACUCUGAUUGCUCGGCUCAGAGUUCAACGGCCAAUUGUAUCGAUUUCAACAGUCACCCUGAAUUCUUCCCCGUGCAGCAUCUGCAGACUUUCUCCCAGCUUUUGGAGAACAUCCAUUGUUUAGAACUUCCUUCCCAAAUAGGCUCAGUGUUAGGAAAUCGCCUGUUGCUCCACUUCAUUAAUUGUGUCACAGACGAUGUCGUUUACCAGAGGAUGUACUAUUGGCUUGGCCAAACCUUCAGAGAAGAAUGCCCUUGGACUAAGAUUGAAAACCGGAAAUAUGAACUGGAAUUCAAAGAAUUCUUGGACACAGUUUUGGAAGCUGAAUGCUUCUUGCAGGAGGGCUUCUCGUCUUGUGAAGAAUUUUUGUACCGAAGCCUGCCCUUCUGGGAUGGCUGCUGCUGUAGGUCACAAGUCCUGCAGAUGAUCAGUUGGAUUCCCCUCAGCACCUUCUCAGAAAUGAAGCCUUAUCUCUGCAAGCCGUUGACACAGCUGUUUUUCACCUCAUCACUUUAUUUUAAGUGUAGCGUUCUUGAAAGCCUGAGGGAACUGCUACUGAACUGGCUGAAUUGGCACUUCUUGCAAGCAGACAUGACAUCUGAGUUAACUGCAGACAUCCUAAACACUUCUAUUUCAAGCCUGGUUAAUUCUAUAACAGAACUCAUCCACUUUGUUGGCCGGCUUUCAACCAUUGCCCUGCACUUGGAGAAAAACUCUGCUUUUUUAAUGCACUUCAUUCUGGAUUUCUAUGAAAUAGUAUGUGACAUGUUUCAGAAGUACAAGGUCCCUUUGCUUGUGAUCCCUCCUGCAGGGGUUUUUUAUCCAGCCCUUCUCAGCAUGGAUUCCGUCACAGUGGACCAGCUGUGCCACAUUAUGUUCAGGUAUCGAACCAAUUUGAUAGCUGCAAAAAAAUACCUACAAGCCAAAAAGGCAUCGCUGCAGAUCAAGUUUAGCAGCCAGAUUUGCCAAGAAUACAACCAAUAUAUAACAAGCAUGGUUGGAUGCCUAUGGACCUCAAACGUCUUCCAGACAGAUUCCCACCCUCAGGGGAUUUAUAUUGAGCCCGGAGUACUGGAGAAGACGUUGGUGCAGGAAUACCGAAAGGCCUUGAACAUAGUAUACCAUCCGGCCUUGACAGGUUAUGCUAUACUUUUUGUGCAGCAGAUACAACCAGAACACAAAAUACCAGAUAUCAAGCUAAUUCAGGGAAGGAGAUGGGAUUGGUACUUGGAAUAUUUGUACUCCCAAGAAUUACGAGGGUUGAAAUUCUUCAUUGAAAGUAGCAUCAGGCGUGUAUUUCGACCUUCUCAAACAAAACCAGACAACUAGUAAAUGGGUAUUGAAGAUUGACAUUUGUGAAUGGAUUUCUUCUCGCCUUCUCCUGUUGAAGCUAACCUUGGAUUCUAAUGGACUCCUGUUUCUGAAGAGAGAGAUCCUUUCAAUGCCUCAGAACUGAUAUCCGUACAGAUAGUUCUUGGUAACAAUAAUAGCACACAUACAGAUUUUUGCCCAGCUGGUCUUUGUGACAUUAAACCUUUCAUCUUUGGGUAAAGGGCUCUUUGGCCUUGAGAGUACAAACUUACUCUCACGAAAGAAAUAGAGCGUGCCUAAUUCCUGUUGCUAACUUUUUGCUUUGUUUUGGAAUUAAGCAACCCGAUUCAAUUCAUCAUUUGGAAACAUUCAAGCAAAUUACAGCACAAUUUUCCAGCCUUUGACCAUUUUUCGACAGUUAAAUUAUCAUCUUUCGCUGAUAAACCACAAAGCCCUCGCAAUGGAUUGAACAAUAGCCUAAUGCAGGUUUUUCUUGUAGAUAAAUUGUAAAUAAUUGUAUAGAACGUAUUUAUGCAUAAAAUGCUCUGUACUAUAAAUUAAACAGUGUUUGGCUUUAGUUUGUUACAGUGAAACCUCCAUUUUAUGGAUUUUGGUUUUCUGAACCUUGCAUGUGGUGGAUGAAAUUCUGUUGCGGUUUGUGGAAUGACAUCGUUUGUAUGAAGACUUUCUGAAAAAGAUACAAAUCAAAGUUUCUUGGUCUGAUGUACUCCUAUUCUUAGUCAAGAUCUUUGUUUUUGGCUUAUUUACUGGCUUGACUUAAACCAGUUAAUGCAACAAAGUCUUCAAUUUCUUCAUUAAGUGUUCAGUACUAUUCUGAGGCUGUGUAAUAUCAAAACUACAUCAUCAGCAAAAGUCCUCAAAUUAUAAAUCUCUUUAACUUUUUGAACCAAUUGUUUUCUCAUCCUGUCUAAUGUCUGGAACUAACAUAAAAAGCAAAGCGACAUCCUUGCUUUGACCUCUUCUGUAUUUCACAUGGUUUCAUUAAAUCGCUAUUAAUAAUAGUGCCCCUUCUAAGGUAUGUAUACUGAUUUAAUCCUUUGAAUAAAAUUCUCCCAAAAGUCCAUGUCCUUCCAAAACUGUAAACAUAAAAGGCCAAUUCAAAUUGUUAAAAGUUUUUUUCUGCAUCCAGAAAAAUCAGUGCCACUUGCAUCUCGUUAUGUGAUUCCAGAUACUCUAUUAUAUUCAAUAUAAUUCUCACAUUAUCUCUUAAUUGUCUUUUGGUAAGAACUCAAUUGAUAAUCAUGAGUAAAAUCCUGUAAAAUCUUCUUUAAUCUACCGGCCAAUAUUGAUGUAAAUACUUUAGUCAAAUUAAAUUUGGCAAUAAAGCAGUAUUUAUUAGUCUCUUUCCAAGAUUCUGGCAUAGCAGAUCCCUGCAAAAUAGAAUUCAUUGUUCUUUUCAGCGGUUGCAGAG
This is a messenger RNA of Ahaetulla prasina, 4603 nucleotides long. It is a transcript of the gene CENPI, whose product is annotated as centromere protein I. The transcript has 23 exons. The coding region runs from base 961 to 3189 and encodes 742 amino acids. The record is from RefSeq and is a predicted model, not a curated record. Gene Ontology annotation, cellular component: kinetochore. Lineage: Eukaryota; Metazoa; Chordata; Lepidosauria; Squamata; Colubridae.